UAACAUCUCAAGCUCUGUAAAAUGAGGGACACCUGCUUUUAAAAUGGAAGCAUCUGAAGCAGGCAAACAACGUUUAUACCAUGCUACUGAGUUUGUCUUUCCUUGUCUGUGAUGAUUAUUCUUUGAGACACAAAUCAAAACAAAGCGAAUCACAUCCAACUAUUCUAAAAAGAAAAGAUGACCUGAUUUUUUUUGUCAUUUUAUGGUUCAGAAAGGGGAUUUUUCUCAAUUGCUAGGAAACAGUGGUGAAACAGGAAACAGCAUCGCAUCAGGAAGAACCUGAAGGUGUCCUCCAGGAGCCGUGCCCCACGUCACUGAUUGCCCUGAGUCAGAAAUCUUGACCUGCAACUUUAGAGGGUGGGUCUCUGAAAGAAUUUCAGAGCUUACACAGCAGUGAGGUGUGUUGCUCUCUGAUGAGAACAAAGCUGGCUGGAGCACUGGAAGUCUGGCUCUGACUGUUUUCACAAGCCAGGGGCAUCUUUGUGCAGUGAAGUUUCAGAAAGAAUGUUUCAGACAUUUAAAGAAUGGUUUUGGUUGGAAAGAUUCUGGCUUCCUCCAACAAUAAAAUGGUCAGAUCUUGAAGAUCACGAUGGACUCAUCUUUGUGAAGCCUUCUCAUUUAUAUAUGACCAUUCCAUAUGCUUUUGUUUUGAUAAUUAUCAGACAUUUUUUUCAAAAGUUUAUUGCUUCACCUCUAGCAAAAACAUUGGGCAUUAAAGAGGAAGUUCGGAAGAAGAUUAUACCAAAUUCUGUUUUAGAGAAUUUUUUCAAACAUUCCACAAAGAAACCAUCUCAAACUGAUAUUUAUGGACUGGCAAAGAAGUGUAACUUGACAGAGCGCCAGGUUGAAAGAUGGUUUAGGAGUCGGCAGAAUCAAGAUAGGCCUUGCAGGAUGAAGAAAUUCCAGGAAUCUUGCUGGCGAUUUACAUUUUACCUAAUUAUUACCAUUGCUGGAAUUGCAUUUCUUUAUGAUAAACCUUGGGUAUAUGACCUGUGGGAAGUUUGGAAUGGCUAUCCCAGACAGCCCUUGCUGCCAUCCCAGUACUGGUACUACAUUUUGGAGAUGAGUUUUUAUUGGUCUCUCUUAUUUAGCCUUGGCUCUGAUAUCAAGAGGAAGGAUUUUCUAGCUACUAUCAUCCACCACCUGGCUGCUGUCAGUUUGAUGAGCUUCUCUUGGUGUGCUAAUUAUAUUCGCAGUGGGACCCUCGUGAUGAUUGUACAUGAUGUGGCCGAUAUUUGGCUAGAGUCUGCUAAGAUGUUUUCUUAUGCCGGAUGGAAGCAAACCUGUAACACUCUGUUUUUCAUCUUCUCCACCGUGUUUUUGAUCAGUCGCCUCAUUAUUUUUCCCUUCUGGAUUUUAUAUUGCACGCUGAUUCUGCCUCUGCACUACCUUCAACCUUUCUUUUCAUACAUCUUCCUCAACCUACAGCUCCUGGUGCUCCAAGUUCUUAAUCUUUACUGGAGUUACUUCAUCCUGAAGAUGCUCAAAAGAAGUAUAUUCACGAAGAGCAUCCGGGAUGUGAGAAGUGAUAGUGAGGAUGAGUAUGAAGAGGAAGAAGAGGAGGAAGAGAAGAAGAAAGAAGCCACAGAAGGCAAAGAGACAGACCGUUUGAAGAACAACCUUGGAGCCAACAGGCACCUCAUCCCCAAUGGCUCCACGGCCAAGAGAAGGGAGUUUGGGCCCCCCUCCUUGUAUUUGCUGGUUUCUCGUUUCCUCUCCGAGAGAGAUGUGUCCCUGUUGUGUCCUGAGCCAUCCCCUCAGCCAGCAGAGCUACCCAGCAGGCCAUGGGGUCCACCAAGGCACUGGACCCAGGUCAGGCUGCUCCCCGAGUCACCAUCACUCAAGAAGCCCAGCAUCCGGAGUGCAGCAUGCACCUGAGCUCCUGAGCGAAGGAGGUCUUGGAAACAGAAGGAGAUGCUGCACUAUAAAUCUCUGCAAUCCAAGCCAACCAGAGUGCAAAGCAGUAACACAGAAUAAGACAAAGUCUGGAGAACGCCCCCGAGUCAGCAUCACCUCCUGGGCCACCUACCUCUUUGGAAGGACAGGUAGGGGUUGGUAGGUCAGUAGCCACCUCUCAGCCCCCACAGGGGUGCUUCUCCUAAGGCUCGCAUGCAGGCACCUCAGGCCUUCUCAGGUGGCUGACUGAGGAGAAGCAGAACCUUACAGGGGAAGAGCUGAGCAGAAUAUGCAACUUUUCCCCACCCAGUCUCUCAUAUUUUUUGGUCACAUUUUGCAUCUUCAUCCUGUUUUGCUAAGGGUCUGUAUAACAAAGCCAAGUAAGUGGAAGCUGAGACCACGGGGACUAAUAAAGCCCACACAGGCUCCACCAAUGGGGCCCGCAGCCCCUGCAGCACAAAAGACACUGUAUAUGGUAAAGGUGUUGGCAGUUUUUUGUUUUUUUUUUUUAAGUAAAAAAAAUUUUUUUAACCUUCAGAAUUCUUUCCCAACAAAAUUUAUUUUUGAGGAAUUGUUAGAACAACAGAAAAAAUGUGUCGGGUUUCUCUAUAUAAUAUCCGCUUUUAUGAGUACAAUAACAUUAUAUGUAUAAUGUAUAUUAUAAAUCUAAAAUGCCUCCAGUUACAGCUGUUCAAGCAUAGCUCUUGAAUUAUUUUUUUUUUUUUUUUGGUGAAAGGUCACACUAAGAUAUUAUUUUUAUUUUCCAGUUAACAGAAACAUUUUCCUUGAUUUAUUUCAGUCUCUGUACCAAAUAUCUUCUUGCUUGAAGUAAAAAAGUGUUUAGUUGUUGCAUUAUCCUCCAGUUCUUUUUUUCUUAUUUGAACAUAGAAAGUAAAAUUGGUAAGCGAACUCCAACUGCCUAUGGAGAGCUGGAAGCACCAAACUACCUCUGAAGAGGUAGAGAUUCAUGUUUUGUAGCAUCUUUUAGGGCUUUUGUGGUUAAUUUUAAGGCUGACCUCUUUUUUACAGCAAACAAAAGCUCAUACUAUGCACCAAAUGGCUUUAUAAAAAUGUAGUCCACCAUGCCACCAGUAUUAUUGUAAUGGUAAUGAUUUACAAUAAAACAAAGACAGAG
Molecule: messenger RNA, 3031 nt
Organism: Bubalus bubalis (water buffalo)
Lineage: Eukaryota; Metazoa; Chordata; Mammalia; Artiodactyla; Bovidae
Gene: CERS3
Product: ceramide synthase 3
Exons: 13
Coding region: 505-1878 (457 amino acids)
Biological process (GO): ceramide biosynthetic process
Cellular component (GO): membrane
Molecular function (GO): sphingosine N-acyltransferase activity; DNA binding
Source: RefSeq, a predicted model, not a curated record